Molecule: messenger RNA, 2631 nt
Organism: Symbiodinium sp. CCMP2456
Lineage: Eukaryota; Dinophyceae; Suessiales; Symbiodiniaceae
Source: the annotation of a GenBank genome assembly
GCUGACUUUCGAGGGCGCCAGGCGGCGCCUGGUGGUCCGCAUCUUGUCGGAAGCUUUCAACGCUGGGACAUCCCCACCGCCGUUGCUUUGGCAGACGACGACGCAGAUGGAAUUUAUGUCGCAACGCUGGAUUUGCCUGCAGGGUCCUACGAGUUCAAAUUUCUCAAUGGCAGCGCUUGGGAACAUGCGGAGAUUGUGCCGAUCUCAUGUAGCACUGCCGACGCAUACCACUAUGGCUCCUAUGGCUACGGCGAUGAGAAUGCUCACCGUCGCCUCCACAUUGCAGAGAAUGCGUCCUCCUCUAACAUGCACGCGUGCUUCAACGAAUGUGAGCCUUGCGAUGCUCUUUCUCUCUGCAAGACCUAUGAUUGUCCUCCUUCCUAUGGCUUGAAGAGCACUGCGUGGGAGCUCACCGGUGAAUCACGGGGCACAUGCUGCGACGCGCUGGGCAGCGGCAAAGGUUCCAUCGUGGUGCGCAGCGCGGGGUAUUCCGACGGCAACUACGCCCAGUUCUGGCUGAAAGGGUAUCUCUUGUACGCGACGGGUGCUCGUGGGCUGACUGUCGUCGAGCUGCGUCCAGGAUCCUUGGGCGAGUACAUCGUGAAGCACACAGAGACCUUUGACACUUUCGUGGAUUCGUCCAAGCUGGAAGGCUAUCUGUCCGCCGUCGCCGCUGGCAAUCUGAUCCUCAUGGCAGCCGUGGAUGAGGCUUCCGCCAUGCUGAGCCAACAGGCCAAAGCAUUGAUGGCCACUUGUGGGGCCGAGUCCAUCCAGCAGAUGGCGUUCAGGAGCUCGUAUGCACUCAUCGGACAGAAAGGCGGCAGUGCCUUAUCCGAGGAGAUAUCGCCGGAAGGUAGCGGAGGUGCCGUCGCAACUGCGACGGUUACUCUGCCGGAGAAGCUGCCGCCGUUAUGCAAGAUGUUCAACUGCUUCUGGGGAGCGCUACAAUAUGUCCUGAAGGCCGACGCUCUGGAGACGCCCGGUAAAUCUGAGGAAGCUUGCUGCGAAACAGCCGGUCCUGGCGAGCAGUCGUUGGUCGUACGAAGCGCCGGAUAUUCAGACGGGAACAAGGCUGAGUUCUGGUUGAAUGGUCAAAGGAUCUAUGCGACCCGCACGCGAGGGCUCACGAUCGUGGACCUGUGGCCUAACAUGACAGUGAAGCACAAGGAGACCUUCGAUACCUUCACGGAUUCAUCGUCUAUGGUUGCAUACCUGAGCUCAACAGCCAAUGGCAACGUGAUACUGGUCGGAGCAGUGGAUGAACCUUCCGCAGCCUUCAGCCAAGAGGCGGAGAACGCUCUUCGAGAGUGUGGAGCCACAUUUCCCCAACCGCUCUCCUUUCGGAGCGCCUAUGCUCUCAUCGGCAUCAAGGGCGGAAGCAAACUCUCAGAGGUGGUGCAAGUAGAAGGAGACGGAUACGCAGUAGCCGUCGCCGAAGUGAAAAAGCCAGAACCGGUGUUGACCAUGUGCAACUUGUACAACUGCCCUUCUGGCUAUGUGCUCAGCGCCGUUGCUAUGGAGACUCUCGGUGCAUCCGUCGAAACUUGCUGCGAAGCCAUGGGCCCUGGCGAGCAAGCUUUGGUGGUGCGCAGCGCCGGUUUUUCGGACGGGAACCAGGCUGAGUUCUGGCUGAAUGGUCAACGGCUGUAUGAGACUCGUAAGCGUGGGCUUACGGUCGUAGACCUGUGGCCUAACAUGACAGUGAAGCACAUCGAGACCUUCGAUACCCAUGCAGAUUCUUUGCCCAUGGCUGCAUACUUGAACUCAACGGCCAAAGGCAACGUGAUCCUGGUCGGAGCAUCGGACGAUGCUUCCGCAGGCAUGACUUGGGAGGCAGCGAACCAACUUCGCGCCUGCGGUGCCACGUUUCCCCGGCCGAUUUGCUUCCGGUGCUCCUACACUCUCAUUGGCGUCAAAGGUGGAAGCAAACUCGCUGAGGUUGGGACGAGCCCAGGAACGGGGAAAGCUGUGUCUGUCAGCGUGCUCACGCCGGAGUUACUCCGGUUCCUGCCUGUGGAUGGAGGUGUUAACCGUGCCUGCCGGGGACAGUCGGCCGGCGACAACAGCGGCGACCACUACGUUGUGGUCGAUGGCAUCGAGACGCUUCAGGCCUGCAAGCUGGAGUGCAUCCGAAGAGAGGCAUGUGUUGGUAUCGAGCACCGCGGAAGCCGUUGUGAAGUCUGGACACGGCCAGGAGGAGUCCAGGCCUCUGUUUACCUGUACGACUACACGUGCCUGAGCUACACUCCACCUCUCGCAACAACGGCCACGACAACGAUGGCCUCCACCGCAACGACCAGUACAAGGGCCAUCGCGACACGUUUUGCGGCUGUGGACGGUGGAGUCAAUCGAGCAUGCCGUGGGGCAUCAUCUUCCGACAAUGCUCCGGCCCACUACACAGUCAUCCCAGGCAUCCAGGCUCUUGGCGAUUGCCAAACCGAGUGCAUUCAGGUCGCUGGCUGCGUGGGCAUUGAGUUCAGCGGCGGGAGAUGUGAAGUUUGGAUCCGUCCUGAUGGAAUCCAGGCUUCGAUUGCAUUGAAUGGCUUCACGUGCCUGAGCUACACUCCUCCCCUUGCAACGACAACGUUAGCCUUGACUGCAACGACCAGUACAAGGAGCCGCAUUCUGUGA